GACUGAUUGUUUGUGUUUUUAUGUGGAUUCUUAGUUUCGUGUCUGAAAGGUUCGAAUGAGUUCCAUAAAAAUGCUUUUACUGACUUUACAGACUUUUUCACUGAAAGUUUUUCAUAGAUUUAUAUCUUAGGGCUUGUGGGAAAGCAGAAUCAGAACUUUUAUUUACUCAAGUGUCGUGGCGGGGGUGGGGAGAUUGACAGCAGGGAGGGGCUCUCCCUCUCCCUCCCUGAGGCGCGCGUGUUCCGCUGCAGAAACGUGCCUCGAAAGCUCGGAGUCGGAGGCUGUCAUCCGCCUCAGAACUGGCUGUGAGAAGGUGAGGAGUUCAGCUCAGAGACACGCUCGACCAAAGCCCCGACACCCCCGCUCAGCCCCCCCGCUGGCGUCGCCUUCUGUCGGCCAUGGAGCUGGGACGCACCGUUCGGAACUUUUGGAUUUUCAGUUUCCUUUUGGGCUCAGCUGCAGCCAAAGUCGAGACGCAUCACACCCACUCAACACUGGGAGUUUCCGUCGCCCACUUGCACUACUACUGUCCUCAGGGUUCAAAUGCUAAACUGGUGUGUGUCCAGAAAGGAGACGUCAAGUCCCCCAAGGAUGUUCUGAAAAGAAGCUGGUUAUUCACACCUCACAGUGACAAACACUGUCAAAAUAAUGUUGGCCCACGACACACAAACCCUCAUCAUUUUGACAAAAACCACACCACGGGGGCAGGACUGGAUUUCGGACACACAGGUGACCACAUGUGGGUCACCCUCCAUAAUGUGACGAGUGCAGACCAGGGCCGCUACUGCUGCCUGCUCCUGGACUUAAAGAAUGAAAACAAGCAUUUGAGUGUCGAGCAGAGCACUCACAGCCACCUCAUCCUUCACGUGACACCAUGGAGAGCAGGGUCUCCAAACUGCACAGUCUGGGAUCUCUCCCCCCCUGAAGGCUCUGUUCCGGUGGCCUUGGCUUUAGCCGCCUGCAUACUGGCUCUACUCUCUCUGCCUCUGGUUCUGGUGCUGGUCUACAAACAGAGGCAGAACUCCCAGUCAAGCAGACGUGGUCAAGAGCUGGUGAGGAUGGACAGUGAGGGUCAAGGUCAUGAGAACCCGGUCUUUCUGGGGGAGCCUCAGGCAAAGAGCCGCACCGUGUCCCAGAUCAUGACCAGACAGUCGUCUGAGACUGGAUGCCAUUUGUUGUCUGACCCUGGUACCCCCCUGUCCCCCCCUGCACAUGGGGACGUAUUCUUCCCAUCUGAAGACGUCAUUCCAGAAUCCCCAGACCUUCUGCAGUGAAACCUCUUUCAUCGCUCUCAAAGCUGAUUUAAAUAAUAAAAAAAAGGGCUGCGAUUGUCUUCCUCUUCUCUCUGUCCUAAGAGCGACGCCGCCUUUGCGAGCCGCCUCACCUCUGCUGGGAUUGUCGUCUGUAUUUUGUCUGGACUCCAGGAGGGAGCACCACAGCAUUUUUCAUUCACCUCCACCUGCAACAACAGCUGCAGGCCAACAGAGGAUCUGAGCUUUUUUAAAAUCAGACAUUUCUUCAGAAUGCUGGGAAUGGUCUUUCUCCUGCUUGUGAUGAACCCUUUGAUGGCUGCUGAGGAUCGAGACGUCCUGCCAUGUGGACGAACGAUAGUCUAAACUCCUUCACAGUAACUGAAGGAGUAGGCCUGUCUGUAUGACAGAAACACACAGAAGAAGAGCUACCAAAGAAUAUUUGCUGGAAAUAAUUUUUAAAAAGUGUUGUUUUGAGGAUAAAACGCGGCACAGAAAACAUAAUCGAGGUUAGAAAUGGGCAUCAUUCUCGUCUGCUUUUGAGUCUUUACAAAAUGAAAACAACUCCUUUUGAAGGUGAACUCAGGAGCCACUCCUCUUGGAUAUGUCACUAUAAUUUACAUUAAAUGAAGCACACCAGUGCAAAUUUAUUACAGAAAUAUUUGUACAAAAUGAAUAUGUUUGCCUUGAAUCAAACUUUUUAGUUUUUUCUUGACUCUACUUCCUUUUCUCGCUUUAACACCUUCUUUAUUUUUUCUUCUCCUUUACUGAAAACCUAUUCCUGCUCUGUUUUCUGUACUUAAGUGCCAACAGUUACUUUUAUUAUUAACGUUUUGUGAUUUUUUUUAUUGCUCUUAUUAUUUACAGUGGAACAAAACUUUGUGAAAGUUCAAUCAGUGGCAUUACAGCUUUUUCUCCUUUGGGUGUGUAAUACAUGUCUCAGUGUGCAGUGAUAGUGGUCAGAAUGUAGUAAACAAAUGUGUGAUAUCAGACUGUAUCUGUGUGGACUGACUGCAGAUGAUUGUGGAUUGAAUCAGAUCGAAGUGGAAAAUAGUAGAAAUCCUCUCCAGAAUAACGUGUAGCAUGAACAAAGCCGAGCAUUCAGACUUUUUAUGUUCUGCUUGAGUCUUUAUGUUUUUUGUCUUUUUGUGAAUAUUUUUCUAAAUCCUUUGUUCAGGAUGUUUAUCCGUGCACUCGUGAGCUGCAGGACGCUGGUGUCCAAGCUCAGACGUGACCUUGUUUGAACCAUGUUUUAAACUGUCUUUCUCUUGGCUUGUGAAAUAAAAAGCUGCUUUUCAGCCUUG
Oryzias melastigma (Indian medaka) is the source of this 2554-nucleotide messenger RNA. It is a transcript of the gene vsir, whose product is annotated as V-set immunoregulatory receptor. The coding region runs from base 399 to 1274 and encodes 291 amino acids. Gene Ontology annotation, cellular component: plasma membrane. NCBI's taxonomy places the organism in Eukaryota, Metazoa, Chordata, Actinopteri, Beloniformes, Adrianichthyidae. The transcript has 7 exons. The record is from RefSeq and is a predicted model, not a curated record. Gene Ontology annotation, biological process: negative regulation of CD4-positive, alpha-beta T cell proliferation; positive regulation of regulatory T cell differentiation; regulation of immune response.